Molecule: messenger RNA, 1071 nt
Organism: Penicillium nucicola
Lineage: Eukaryota; Fungi; Ascomycota; Eurotiomycetes; Eurotiales; Aspergillaceae
Product: maleylacetate reductase
Exons: 2
Coding region: 1-1071 (356 amino acids)
Biological process (GO): protein histidyl modification to diphthamide
Cellular component (GO): mitochondrion
Molecular function (GO): metal ion binding; 2-(3-amino-3-carboxypropyl)histidine synthase activity; maleylacetate reductase activity
Source: RefSeq, a predicted model, not a curated record
AUGGAUUUCGAAUACAACCCCAACCGCGGCCGUGUCGUCUUCGGCAGCGGCACACUUCAGAAACUGCCCGAUGAGGUCGCCCGUCUGCAGGUGAAGAACCCGCUGGUACUAUCGACGCCCCAUCAACUUGACCAGGCGGGCAUGGUCAAGGAUGUGCUGAAGGGCCAGGUCGCUGGUAUCUUCAGUGAGGCCACCAUGCACACACCUACCAACAUUACCGACAAGGCUCUCGAGUAUGCCAAGGCACAGGGAGCUGACUCGGUCAUCUCCAUUGGUGGUGGAAGUACAAUUGGUCUCGGAAAGGCUAUCAGCAUUCGUACUGGAUUGCCUCAUAUCUGCAUUCCGACGACUUAUGCCGGUAGUGAGAUGACUCCUAUUCUCGGCGAGACUGCCGAUGGGUUGAAGAAGACUCGCUCUGACCCCAAGAUCUUGCCUGAGAUUGUCAUUUAUGAUGUUGACUUGACGAUGACCCUGCCAGCGGCUAUGAGUGCCACUAGCGGUGUCAAUGCCAUUGCUCAUGCUGUCGAGGCUCUCUAUGCACGCAACACUAACCCAAUCAUCACCUUGAUGGCAUUGGAAGGCACAAAGGCACUUGCUGCUGCCCUCCCAGAAAUUGUCCAAGACCCAACCUCCCAAUCUGCCAGAACCAAGGCUCUUUACGGUGCUUGGCUCUGUGGAACAUGCUUGGGCAGCGUUGGCAUGUCCAUCCACCACAAGCUAUGCCACACCCUCGGCGGCAGCUUUAACCUCCCUCAUGCCGAGACCCACACUGCAGUCCUGCCGCAUGCCAUCUCAUACAAUGCGCCUAACAUCCCCGAGACUAUGAAGCAGCUCGCCGACGUGCUGCCGGAAAGCAACGGUGACGCCAUUCACGGUCUGAAUGUGCUCUUGACCAAGCUUAAGGUCAAGCGUGGCGUGAAGGACUUUGGAAUGAAGGAGGAGGAUAUCGACAAAGCCGCUGAUAUUGCGCUUUCCAAUGCCUACUGGAACCCUCGUCCGAUUGAGCAUGAUCCUAUCCGUGAACUACUGCGCAGAGUUUGGGCGGGUGAGCCGGCUCGGGCCAACCUGUAG